AUGGAUGAAUCAAUUAUGACGACUAUCAUAUAUGAUGAUGAAUAUAGUUUUGAAGAGAAGGUCAAAUUGAUUUCAAGGGUGAAUCAAAACUUUAUUAAGAAAAAUCAAGAAUUGCUCGAUAGUAAGCAACAAAUCAUUAAUGAACAGACUCAAUUGAUUAAAUUUCAACAAAAGUUACUUGAUAUGUUACAAGAGAAACAAUUUGGUAAAUGUGUCUGCGCAUGUGCUAAUAGGGUAGAGAAUGAUGGGUCAGGGAAUGAUUUGAUCGAAUUGUUUGAUGACGAAACGGUCAUUUCCAAUAAUUCUCGCGGUAAAUUGUUGACGGGCUAUGAAGGAAAAUAUAGUCAUUAUAUAAAGGGUAUAAAGCCUUGUUAUAAAGUAUAUAUUGGAAACUUGCCACCGCAUAUUUCAAUGUUUCAGCUAAAGAAGUUUCUUAACGAGCAAUUUGGUAAUGUUGAUUAUAUCUAUAAGGUUGUUCCCAACAGUACUUUCUUCUUUAAACCGAAACUCUAUAAAAAUGUUUUCCCCGAUUAUAAACGAAUCAAUAAUAAGGAACAAGAAGAAUGCAGUAGCGAAGAAAAAGCGAAUAUAAUCGUACAAUUAAAUGAACAACUUAAAAUGUUACUUGAGAACAGACAACAGAUCAUUAAUGAUCAAGCCAAAUUAAUUUUGUACCAACAAAGGUUACUGGAGAUGAAAGUUAUACAAGAAAGUAAUGAGAAUAAGAAUAAAAUCGUCGUGAAUGAAAGCCUAGAUGGUAUCAGUAAUGUGACGAUUUCCAAGGAUAAUAAUAAGAUCGAAUUGAAUCUUAAUGUCGCUAAAUCAAAGAAUGAUGAACGGCUGAGUGUGAUAAAUCAUAAUGAGGACAAGAGAGUUGAUGACAACAAUAUCUUAAAACCACUCUAUAAAGUUUUCAUUAGAAAAUUACCACAAAACAUUGAAAUCGUUCAAAUAAAGAAUCGCUUAAAUGAAAUGUUUGGUCACGUUGACUCGGUGUAUAAAUUGAUUCCGGAACAAGCGCUUUCUCAGGGAUCCAUUAAAUUUCAAGAAAAAUUUCUUCAUUUACAUAACGCUCAUGAUCGGGAAAAUGGUUCAACAGGCGAGCCGUGUGACCCAAAUGGUAAGUUCUCAAGCUUCGUCUUGAUGGCUCUCACAUUCCUCGCGACCAUUGUGUGGGCCCUUCCUGCCCCACAAGGUUUAAAGGAGUAUGAUUACUGA
This is a messenger RNA of Funneliformis mosseae, 1218 nucleotides long. NCBI's taxonomy places the organism in Eukaryota, Fungi, Glomeromycota, Glomeromycetes, Glomerales, Glomeraceae. The record is from the annotation of a GenBank genome assembly.